GGAGGAUGGGAGUAAAAGGGACGGACUCACGCGCCACCCAGCGCUAGAAAUUGGAUGUGUCGACUCUUGAGACCGCGUUCCAAUUGCGUGGCUUCGUCCAGAGAAACGACGCCGUCGAUCACCUGCGAGCCGCCCUGCGCCUCGUCGGCGCUGGGCUUUUCGUCAAACCCCUCGUUCUUCAUCUUGAGGUGGCGGGAAGCUGCUUGGUGGAAACCCGGGCAGCACUUGCUUGGUGGGAGGAAGACGGGGAGGGUUCGGUGAAGUAUUUGAACGCGUCGCUUAUCUUGGACGACUUGCACCCCACAGCGACAGGUGGGCGCGAUUUGGAUACGACACACGCGGGGGAACCGAUGAGGACCCACGACUCUCCGGAAAAGCUGGGGAUCCAAGAGGCGUGGUGGAGGUUGGGUAGUACCCGGCCGUUAUUUCAGGGCUUGAGAUCCUGGAGGGCCGUAAAUCCCGGGCGGUUGCUGUGCGAUGGUGGCAAGGACCGGCCGACAGACUGGGAGCAGGCGCGGGCUGCAGGGAAAGCAGGGCAUGCGUCAAAAUAUGACAUUCCCAUUCCCACGCGAGGGAGUGCAGGGCACCUUGUUGGGCGAGCUGCUGCUGACUGCAUCACUCUGUCGCGGGCGACUCGUCAGGCACGUGAGGGUCACAACAUGGGAACGGGGAUUGCCGGACCCAUCCAGCCAUGGAGCCACGUCCGGGGAAGACGAUGGAUCAUGGAUGGAGAGAAACUCCGGCAGAGAGCAACCAUCGCCGGGGUUACGCCGUCGCAAGUCUCUGUUUGGGGCAAAAGCCGGUCGGUGAGAGAAUCGAUGACCUUCCUAAUUGGCAACGAACCAAUCCUUGAACAAUCCUUCCCAUUUGUCUUGUGCAGGAUCCAUGCUGGGCAAUGCAGCACGCUGAUCGUGCGGCCCACAAGCCAAGUAGCGCAAUCGUGCACCACUGCAUCAGGAACUGGGUGAGUGGUUCAACCGCGACUAUCCGAAAACCAAGACUCGAGCAAGAUAAGCAC
Molecule: messenger RNA, 1018 nt
Organism: Chaetomium fimeti
Lineage: Eukaryota; Fungi; Ascomycota; Sordariomycetes; Sordariales; Chaetomiaceae
Exons: 1
Coding region: 351-968 (205 amino acids)
Source: RefSeq, a predicted model, not a curated record